AUGGCGGCGCUGGGAAUGGUCGCGGAGGCAGCGAAUACGCGAUUGUUGCAAGAACAUAUCGACACGAUCCGUAAUCAGUUAACAAAGCUCCAAGAUCAAGAAGAUCGCUAUAAUACAGUAGCUGAGACGCUCAUGGAACUACCAAAGAAGCUCCAGCAUAAAAUAAUGGUGCCAUUGGGUAAACGGAUGAUGGUUCCGGGUCAAAUUGUGCGCUCGAACGAAGUGCUCGCGCAUUUGGGUGAUGAAUAUUUUGCAUGGCGCUCGACACAUGAAGCUGUUGAGAUUAUUGAGCGCAAGAAAAAAGGUUUAUACAAACAAAUUGAGACACAGGAGGAGACUUUGUGUGAGUUCAUUUCCAAGAAAACAGAAGUGGGCAGCGUUGCACAACUGCAAAAGAUGUACGAGGAUGAAAACAUUCGUGAGAUUCAAGAGACGGAAGAGGAGAGCGAAUUGGAAAGAGUGCCACGUGCUACGGAAGAAGAUAUUAAAGAGUUCUUUGAGGUAGAGGAAGAGGAGCGACUGAAGCAAGAACAGGCGUCGUGGAAUUGGGACGAUAUGAUGAAGCGAAUGGAAAGUCUCGAAGCGCAAGAGGCUGUUGGAGACAGUUUGAAUGGUGAGGAGGUUGUAAAGAAAGAGGACGAUCCGGAAGAAGCACAGGCUGCGAUGCUGAAGGCCAAGGGCAAUGACGCAUUUGCUCGACGACGUUUCCAGGCUGCAGCUCAGUAUUAUACGCAGGCAAUUGAGCUGGACCCGACCUCUUAUAUUCUGUAUGGCAACCGUGCUGCGGCAUACCAUCGCUUGAAGAAUUAUCAACUGGCACUUGAAGAUUCCGACGUCGCCAUCUCACUGCAUGAGCCAUGGGUCAAAGGACAUUACCGUAAAGCUUGCGCUCUAGCAGCGUUGGAGAAGUUUGAGGAAGCUGCUGAAGCAUACGAGCGGGCCAUCGAGUUGUGUCCCACCGAUGACAAACUAAAAGAGAAGGCAAAGCAAAUGCGCAACAAGGCGAACGCCAAGGCGAGUGGCAGUGAGCACGAGAGUGUUGCUUCAAAACCGAAAUUUAAGCCAGACGUAUCGAUCGCGGAGCCUGUAUCAGCGUCUUCGCCGCCACUGGCGCUAUCGGCAUCAGCAGCAUCCUCAUCUUCAUUCACCUCGGCACCGACAGCAUUUUCUGGCAGUGUUAAGGAGCGCGAGAUUAAGGAGAAGAUGCCAACGCCUGUGUCUACUACACCCGUGACGACCCCAGAGCCCCGGUACUCCCGUUUCAAUGGCACUAACUACACAGGCCAAAAAGUGACCUUAGAACCAGUGGGCGAAGCACAACCCGUGAAGAGAGUGUCUCGCUUUAAAGCUGCAAGAGCGGCACGAGAAUCCAGCUAA
Messenger RNA from Peronospora farinosa, 1377 nucleotides. NCBI's taxonomy places the organism in Eukaryota, Oomycota, Peronosporomycetes, Peronosporales, Peronosporaceae. The record is from the annotation of a GenBank genome assembly.